Molecule: messenger RNA, 2289 nt
Organism: Orbicella faveolata
Lineage: Eukaryota; Metazoa; Cnidaria; Anthozoa; Scleractinia; Merulinidae
Source: RefSeq, a predicted model, not a curated record
UCCAGUGAACCAAUCAAAACUCGAAGUAAUUACAUGUAGCUGACGCAAAGCGCGGGAAAACGUGUGUGAGUGAGUCACAAUUGGCUUUGAUUUGACUUCUGAUUGGAUGAAAAAGUGGCGCGAGUUUUUUUAAACCAAUCGUGUAGCGUAGUUGAUGCAAAACCAAUUACUUUUCGACACUCAAAUGAAAACCGUUCUAUUACUUAAAAAAGCCUAAAAUAUAACCUGCCACAUUCUCCUGAGUAGGGUGGGAGCGAAAACAAAAUAUCAAACUCGGGUUCGCUUGUCCUUUUUCACACUAUUCUACCCCACUAAGGAGAUUGUUCACAGGCUAAAUAAAGAAACAAAGAACAAACCAAUCUUGUCGUGCUACUAUGCAGUACUAGGAGGGAUUCGUCCCCGAGACAGGUUCAGUCGUGAAAACAAUAAGAAGGUAUUUGUCCCUGGGACAAACCUCUUGCACCGAUUACAAGGGUAAAACACAUUAUGAGGAAAUCAAAUUAUUUUGAAACUCACGGAAACGCUCGCUCCCGUGCACGUUUUGCGUGUUAGAAACGCCUUUCUGUGCCUCGCGUUUAGAUGUCCUUUCUUGUCUUCAACGAGAGAGCAGUGAUACGCGCACAAUGAUGCGUGGAACGAGUCUGCAUAAUUUAUGCAUGCCGAUGUAGAUCGCUGGUGCAAAGGAAUGCCUGUUAUGCCGCGACUCUUGCACAUGCCACCGCGGUCAGAAGCAGCAAGGAUUGUUUCAGGAGAGAUUUAUACUGCAAUGUUGACACGAGAAGAGAAUGCAAGACAAACCUGGUAGCGUCUGGCCACAGUCAUAAGCCAAAGCAAGUACACUUUACCUGACCCGAUGUUUGCAUAAGUGGUAGCGAACAGAUUCAUAUCAUCAGAGCAGUACACAGGAGGUGGCAAAGUUUGUCGAGCAUGUGCAAUGCCUGAAAUUCCCGCGUGACUCUGGAUUCAGUAUCUUACAAGAUGAUCAACGAGACAAUAAUAGAAGAUGAAGAUUUGCUAUCGGCGUGGGUGAUUCAUUUUUCUCUCGCAGGAUGUAGGACAAGUGUUUUGAGAGAAAAACUCAAGAACUGUUCCAACAUACACUUCUGGGAGAGUAUCUCGUUUGAUGAAAGCCAGCAAUUUAACUUUAUCUACUUUUUGACGCAAAUGUUCCUUUCUGAAGACAUUGAAACGUUACGACGGAUUAUUCUAGAACCGGAAGAAGUUCAUGAGCUAGUUCAACAGAUGGCCUCCGUUCGCAAAAGUUUAAAUGAAUCUGGAGAGUUUAAUGAAGCCAAUUACCGAGCCGAAAUUGACAGACAGCCGUUCAUUCGAUGUAGCUCUAAUGACCAAAAAUGCGUCUCUUUUGAGCUCUUGGUAACAGAUCUGUUUGAUCCAGAUAACAAUUUGCGGCGCCUUUUGAGAGAUCUACAGGCUUCCAUUAACACCAGAAAUGUAGCUCGGGGAAUUGAGGUGCGUGACAGUUCUUGUGUGACGUCACACAAUGUCACAAAAUGCACGAAGGAUAAAGAGGAUACAAAGGCACCAUUUUCCCAGGGGUCAAAGCAAACACGGAGAAAAGGGACCAGAAACUGGAAGCCUACAUUUGCAGAGGAAAAUGCCCCUACGACCUUAUCUUCAUCCAAAUCACCAAUAAAAAGCACAGAAAAGAAUCCAUCGCAAAUAACACAAAAGAAAUCAAGAAAACGACGAAUCAAAUCAAGUGACAGAAAGUCCUUUCAUGGGGAAAACAAUAAAAUGAGAAGAAUAGAAACUUAUUUUAAACCAAUACCCAAGAAAAUCCAAAGAAAAUGUGGCAAUAUCCAAGAUAAAAAAGCAAAUGGGAGAUCCAGUUCGAAUAAGUUAGAAAUUUAUACUGUUGAGGAUGACUCUGACAUUUCAAUCGAGCUCACGGGAAAUGUGUUUCAUAGAGAUCAUGCGAGAGUGGAAACACAUGAUUCUGUGGUUGAUGAGCUGAAUUCGUUAGGGAUUGAAAGCCUUCAAGAAGAUUGCAUCACUUUAAGUGACAAAACAAGAAUGUCCAUUACUACACCAAUACAGGGGGAGAUUCUGGAGAAACAUCUCGACCCAAGGAGGGAAAAUUGCAAGGACAAGCAGCAACUGAAAGGAAAGGAACCCAGAGUUCGAAAUCAACAGGCGCUUGUGGAACGUCUGCUGACGAAAUACCAAGUCAACGCAACUCAGACGUCGGUGCAAGAGAUUUUUCCCAGGAAUAAAUACCUUCUUAUUGUUUUCACGAGUGAACCUGUCUCGGGGACGAAUCCCUCCUAG